Molecule: messenger RNA, 1799 nt
Organism: Striga asiatica
Lineage: Eukaryota; Viridiplantae; Streptophyta; Magnoliopsida; Lamiales; Orobanchaceae
Source: the annotation of a GenBank genome assembly
UUUUUUUUUUUUGGCUUGGACACAUUCGAAACAUGUGGGCAUUGCUAUCAUAUUCCUGCAUUAUUAUAAUAUCGUUUGGACAAACUUAAUCCAUCCAUCAUAUUCUCCAUCAAAACCCAAUCUUUUGAAGGAAAAAAAAGAACAACCCAAAAAUAGAUACAGCUGAUAAGCUAAUUAAGGACGCCCUGGUUAAGGAUAGCAAUGGAAAUGGAGAAUGGAAACAAAACGUGGAGGUUUACAGGAAACGAUAAGCUGAUUAUAGAUACAACUGAUACUAUUGGAGGCACUCUCUACUGGCUGCGCAAGACCUGCGCCGACAACGAAGACGAGAGGCCAUUGAUUCCGCUCAGCAAUGGCGAUCCCGCUAUUUUUCCCUGCUUCCGGACAAGUCUCACCGCCGAAUCUGCCGUGGUCGAUGCCCUUCAGUCCGCCAAAUUCAACACUUAUUGCCCUUUCUUCGGUAUGCUUCCGGCUAGGAGAGCAGUGGCAGAGUAUCUGUCGGUGGACCUUCCUUAUGAGAUCUCGCCGGACGAUGUGUAUAUGACCCUCGGGUGCACGCAGGCUAUCGAGGUUAUAGUGACGGUCCUCGCUACUCCUGGUGCCAACAUUUUGCUCCCAAAACCGGGCUUCCCGACUUUCGAGGCCCGAUGUGACUUCAGCGGGCUUGAGUACCGUCAUUUUGAACUCCUGCCCGACCGCGGAUGGGAGAUGGAUCUGGAUGCAAUUGAAUCUCUUGCCGAUGAAAACACAGUGGCUAUAGUUAUCAUCAACCCUGGGAGCCCGUGCGGGGUUGUUUUCUCCUACGACCAUCUCAAGAAGGUGGCGGAGAUAGCGAGGAAGCUUGGGAUUGUGGUGAUUUCGGAUGAAGUUUACGAGCACCUCACGUUUGGGGAAACCCCGUUCGUGCGGAUGGGGAUUUUCGGAUCGAUUGUGCCUGUUAUCACACUUGGCUCUUUGUCGAAGAGAUGGGCCGUGCCAGCCUGGCGGAUGGGCUGGCUGGCGACGUGUGAUCCCUGUGGUGUUCUCCGGGGAACUCAGAUGAGAGACCAAAUAAUGGCCUGCCUCAGUCUUUACUCAGACCCAGCAACCUUUAUUCAGGCAGCACUUCCUCAAAUCCUUCAGGAUACAGAAAAAGAAUUCUUCGCGAAAUGUCUGAAUUUACUAAGGCAAGGAGCAAAUAUUUUGUACGACAGAAUGAAAGAAAUUCCCUGCUUUUCUUGCCCACAGAGACCAGAAGGAGCAGUGUUUGCCAUGGUACGGUUGGACUCAUCCCUGCUGGAAGACAUUGAUGAUGAUGUGGAGUUCUGCUUCAAGCUGGCGAAAGAAGAGUCUGUCAUUCUUGUUCCUGGGGUUGUGGUUGGAGUGAAAAACUGGCUUCGGUUCUGUUAUGCCAUUGACACCGAAUCACUCGAAGAUGGCAUUGAGAGGAUUAAAUCUUUCUGCCGGAGGCAUGCAAAGCAAAAUAUGCAAAUUAAUGAUCGUUAGGAACUUCUGAUUAUGCUCAUUUCCAGAACUGCACUUGUAAGAACAAUUAACUUGGUCUCCGGUGAACUGUGCCCAACGUGUCCAGCGACUUAAUUGAUGUGUCAUUUGUUUCACGUUGGAAAUAAAAGCAAAAAAGUACAUAAUGAUGCCGUCCUAAUUCUCUUUGGAAAUAAAAGCGUGAACAAUUAUUUUUCCCAUCCCAAUUUCAUUUUCGAAGAAGCAUAGUGUUAGAGUAGAAUACUCGGCGUUCCAAUUUGAUUGGAUCUCUUUCUACUUGUAAAGACACUUAUUAUAAAUUAUAUUAUUUUGAAGCA